AUGGGAGUGGGACAAUCGCAUGAAGAUGCUGGCUAUACUUCUCCAGACCUGACGCCGAAUUUGUUCCCAUCAUCGAAGAAUAAGUCUGAUGCAGACGCAGAGCAAUUGAGCCUGAAACUAGCGGAGCGCUUUGCAACAAAAUGCUUUACCCCACUAGAGCUCACCCACUUCAAGGACAACUUCUAUCAGCGGGCGACAGAGCAGGGAGGGCUCAAGUACUGGAAUGAGAAGACGCUCUCAGACUUCCUGAGUAUCCCGGAUCACAGUGAUUCUCAUUGCCCUCUGGAUGCUGGGCCAGUUAUCUUCCGCAUGGCGUCGUAUCUUGGGGCUUUCCCUUUCCAGAAUUCGCUAGCACCUAGCGUUCUCACGUUAGAGGCUUUGAUAAAGGUGGUCGUGCUACUAACGGAGCGAUAUGGCAAAGUCCUCCGGCGAGGCCAAAAAAAUAGAAUCAGGUUACUUUUCGGAAGUCUAGCUGAUGUCGCCCGGAAGGAGAUUGAGAAGCCUGCUGAGAAUGAAGGGAAGGAAGAAGAUAUACCGGCCCCUUCACAAACCCGUGGCUUUGAUAUCGAUGCGCCGGCCAACGAUAACUAUGAUGAAGAUGAUGAGGAUGAUCUUGCACUCGCUGCUUUGGAAUCACUUGAUGCUAUCGAGGUCUUCAAGCACGACUCGCGCAUAGACAAGAGGGUCUAUGAGGCGCGCAUCUCUUUGAGCACGUUCCGUCGUCUCCUGAUGCUCUUGCUUGUGAUCGCGCCAUUGAAGCCUUUAGAGGAUAUUUCAAACUAUACGGUUGAUCUGAAUGAGACACGAAUGCUCUCUGUUCGAGAAGAAGCUGACAGUAUCCUGGCCGCUUUUGAGCAAGAGGCCUCUGGAGGAAUCAGCUAUAAAACAUUCGCAGAUACAAUCACUAGCUCUUUUCCAUAUCUAUUCGACCCUUUGACGCCAUUAUUUGAGCACCUUCUCUUCAGCAAGAAUCUAGACUUUUCCCAGCAUCGUGGAAGCGAUACUACCGAAGCGGAACAAAUGUCGCAACCGGUAAAAAGCUCACUCGCGUCAAUCACACUUCCAGGAAGCUUCGAAUCAACUAUUCUGAGCCCAAGUAUCAUAUCUCACCUUUCCUUCUUCCUCCCUUCAACUUCAGACAACCAGAACCUCCUACACGGCAACGUCCGCCUUCACCCUGUCUUCUCAAUCGCAGCGCAUGGUUCCUCUCUAACCUCAUUCUCCCACAACGUUCUCACCUGGCAAUCAGGCACCCUCUUCCUUCUCUAUGGACAAGACACUGAUACAGGAGACAUGCUCACACUGGGUGCAUAUCUCCCUCAACCUUGGAAAUCGCCAACCACAAGCCAAAGCACCUCCGACUUCUCAUCAUCCGUCCUCCCCUGCCUCUUCCUUCUAUCACCAUAUCACAUCCUUCUACGGGGUAACCCCUCACCUUCCGUCGUUGACAAACCAAACACACCCACCGCAUACUUCUCAACUCAUCACGGCAUUGCCAUUGGCUGCCGAAUACCACCGUCCUCGCGCACCCAAAAGCUGCCGCCCACGCCCCUCGGCGCCGGGAGUCUCGUGAUUGGGACGAGCCUUGAGUCCGCUGAACUCCACAUCUCCCCUUUCGGCCAUGACGGCGUCUUCCUGCCCCCAGGCGCGCAGCCAACUAAAUCCAAAUCAGAGACAAAUAUCGACAUCUACAACCUCGAAGUAUGGGGUCUAGUGCCGGGUUCCAAUCCCAAUGGAUCAUCAUCAUUGCAAAAAAGCGCCGUGGAGCUCCAGCAAGCAAGCUGGGACUUCGAAGCUAGAGAGGCAGAACGCAGACGCCAUGUCAAUCUGAGUGCUGGGGCAGGGGACUCGGCUCUCGAGCAGGCGAGGUGGUUGUUGGAGACUGCGGGGGUAAUUGGGGAUAGUAGCGGUACGGGAAGGUGUAGUAGGCAGUACGGCGUUGUCACAAUGUGUUAUCAAUAG
Aspergillus nidulans FGSC A4 is the source of this 1962-nucleotide messenger RNA. RefSeq names its product TLD domain-containing protein. Gene Ontology annotation, cellular component: vacuolar membrane; cytoplasm. The transcript has 3 exons. NCBI's taxonomy places the organism in Eukaryota, Fungi, Ascomycota, Eurotiomycetes, Eurotiales, Aspergillaceae. The coding region runs from base 1 to 1962 and encodes 653 amino acids. The record is from RefSeq and is a predicted model, not a curated record.